Molecule: messenger RNA, 1923 nt
Organism: Papilio machaon (common yellow swallowtail)
Lineage: Eukaryota; Metazoa; Arthropoda; Insecta; Lepidoptera; Papilionidae
Product: zinc finger protein 25
Exons: 5
Coding region: 55-1701 (548 amino acids)
Biological process (GO): regulation of transcription by RNA polymerase II
Cellular component (GO): nucleus
Molecular function (GO): zinc ion binding; RNA polymerase II transcription regulatory region sequence-specific DNA binding; DNA-binding transcription factor activity, RNA polymerase II-specific
Source: RefSeq, a predicted model, not a curated record
CAAUAUUAUAUAAUAUCAAUAGUUGAAUAAAUAUGAGUAAUAGAAUUAUUUAAAAUGAGUGCUAAUAGCCGUAAAGGGCCGAUAAUAGAUCCGGGUGUGUGUCGAUGUUGUGGUUCACUAAAGAAAUGUCGAAUAAUUAAUAUUGAAUAUGAGUGGCAGGGGCAGAAAGAAAUCUAUUCCGAUAUGUUUGUGGACUGUUUCGGACUUUUGUUAUCACACUUAGAUGGAGGUCCUUCAGAACGGUUGAUAUGUGCUACAUGUGUCAACCGAUUAAGAGAGGCCUGUGCAUUCCGGAAGCAAGUGCUGCGCUGUGAGGAGUUGUUACUUUCUGCAAAAAUACAGUUACAUAAUGAUGAUGGAGAGAGUAAAGAAGGAAUACAACCUGAUGUUAAAAAAGAGAAAAUAGUUGAAAAUGAAGUUGAUGAAGAUGAUGAUGAUGAUGCAGUAAACUCUGAUUACGAUCCAGAAGUGAAACCGAGAAUAACAAGAAGUUCUGUGAAAAAGAGCAAAGUGUUGAAACGUAAACGGAAAACUAAAGAGUCUAUCAGUGAGAAAGCGACGCACGAUCUGAUGACGCGAAUGCAGCACCAGAUGAACAAGUUAGAAGAUGCAGAUGUACCUGAACAAAAAGGAAAUGUAAAGAAUAAAAAUACCAACGAUAAUGAAAUGAUGGCUCAUCACAAUACAGUAUCCAUUGUAGAGACUUCUUACGUCUGUCCAUUCGACACUUCAUUCAGUGAUUAUUACUGCAUUUAUUGCAGGAAACAGUUCACAGAUCCUAAUAAACUCAGAGAACACACUAUGACUCACGAUCCACAAAAAUAUAAAGAACUCCCCCACAAGAAAACACUUCAAAUCGAUAUCCUAAGAAUCGAUUGUAGAUUGUGCCCGCAAAGAAUCGAUAACAUCGAUGAUUUGAAGCGUCACAUCACUAAUAUCCACCAUAAAGUUCUAUAUCCAAACAUAGAUAAUGAAUUUUUGAAAUUUCGACUCACAUUAGGCAGGUUAAUUUGCACGGAAUGUAAUAAUUCGUAUACAUUUUUUCACGCUUUAAAAAAACAUAUGGCCGAACACUUCGGUACUUGUAUUUGUGAUAUUUGCGGCGCUCAUUAUUUCCAAGAACGAAUGCUUCUACUUCAUCAAAAAACACAUCAAAGAGUUGAUGAAAAUUAUCCUUGUAAAGAAUGCGGGAAGAUGUUUAAAUCAAAACAUAAUAGAUAUUUGCAUAUAGCUAGGACACAUAAAAAAGAACCCGCAUAUCCUUGCGCUAAAUGCGACGAAGUCUUGUUCUCGUAUACACUAAGAUAUCGUCAUAUGAUAGAAGUGCAUGGUGACGAAAGGUUGUUCCAAUGCGAGCAGUGUGACAGAGCGUAUGAUAGUAGAAAAUCUUUAAGAGAACACAAUAGAAGGUUCCAUUUGAAAAUAUUUAAACAUCAGUGUGAUUUGUGUGAUAAAAGAUUUUAUCUACCUUCGCGGUUAAGAGAGCAUAUGGCCUCACAUAGUGGUGAAAGGAAUUUCCGCUGUGAAUACUGUGGGAAAAGUUAUCCGAGAUUACGUGGGUUAAAAGUUCAUAUGCAAUCACAUAGUACUGAAAAGAAAUAUAAAUGUACGUUAUGCAGUGCUUCCUUCACUCAGAAUGUUAAUUUGAAAAAUCAUAUAAAAAGGCAACAUCAGAGCGCUGAGGAAGAGUACCAUGAAUAAAUAUUAGAUUAGUGUAUUCCAAAGUGCUUGAGGUGGACCCUCAGGUGACCACGGAGGACCCGCUUCCUCAAAUCAGUAAAAUUUUGAUAUCUGUGAGAAAAUAGUUAAAAAAUCUCUUGUUGAUGGUACGCAUCAUAACUUUUCAUGUCACUUUCUUCUUUCACGAUUUCUUAGUAUGAUAGGAAAUUCGAGGCGACACUGAACGUGUGUUAAAUUAUUUGA